UAGACUUGCCGUAGCACGAGAAAGCAGCUGCUGCUUCAUGUUUUUAAAGACGAUUUUACGCCUUUUUAGAAGACAACCUGCCAUUGAGAAGAGAUAUGGGGAGCCUGCUGUCGUGACGGGGAAAUGGACAGGCGUAGUAGUGUGGUGGGGCUGCAGAGCGGGCUCCCCUCACCCAGUCCUCGAGACCCCCUGCUCAGUCCUGACUCUCACAUGGACGUUCAGGGGUACAAGUGGGUUCGCUGGAGGGUGUGGUUGUGUCGUUUGGCCGCCCUGCUGUCCUUGGGUCUUCUCCUGAUUGUGUUUCACUGGCGCCCACGCAUCGCUGUCCUUGCCCGCUGCUGCUCCUGUCCUCUGGCUUUGGCAGAUAUUCUGCUAAUAAGAGACAGUUUCGGCCAGCAGCAUGUGGUGCAGGUUCUUACAGAGGAGGUGGAGGCGGGCAGUUUGGACUUGCUGGGACAACUGGAGGACAAUGACUGGAGAGAUACAGUUCAGCUGUACCAGGAAGAGAAAACCAAACUGCGGUUCUACCUGUUCGAAGGGCUGCGCUACAUUUGGCUGGACAGGAGAGGGGCGUUCUGUCGUGUUAGUGUCCUCAGUGAGGACUGGACCUGCAGAGACUUGUAUGGCUUCCAAAAGGGGCUGAGCCCUCUGGAGCAGAGCCUGAGGCGACAAUUGUUUGGGGCCAACCUCAUUGACGUGCCUGUGAAGUCUUACGUGAGGCUGCUGUUUGAGGAAGUCCUCAACCCAUUUUAUGUAUUUCAAGUGUUCAGCAUCACCCUGUGGAUGAUAGAUGCAUAUUAUUUUUAUGCCAUGUGUAUAUUUAUAAUCUCCGUUGGCUCCAUAAGUAUCUCACUGUAUGAAACUCGAAAGCAAAGCAUCACUCUUCGCAACAUGGCCAGGUUGAUUACAAAUGUCACAAUACGCAGAAACUCAGGAGUGGAGGAAUGUGUGAGUUCAGAGGAGCUGGUUCCUGGCGACUGUCUCCUCAUCCCUCAGGAAGGUCUGCUGCUGCCCUGCGACGCUGCCCUGCUGGCCGGGGAGUGUCUUGUCAACGAGAGCAUGCUCACAGGUGAAAGUGUCCCGGUUCUGAAAACCCCGUUGCCAGCGGGAGAUGGGACGUACAGCUCGGACACCGAGCGCAGACACACCGUCUUCUGCGGCACCCAGAUCAUCCAGGCCAAAGGUGGGAGACCAGGAGGCAGCGGGGCUGUUGCCGUGGUAACCAGCACUGGUUUUUUCACAGCCAAAGGUGACCUGGUCAGCUCUAUUUUAUACCCUCAGCCGAUAAACUUCCGGUUUUACCAGGACGCAGUCAAGUUCCUGCUUAUUUUAGGUUUUACUGCUCUGAUUGGUACCGUUUACAUUUUCGUGGUUCUGUUCAGAAGCAACGUCACCUGGCUGCAGUUGAUUAUUAGAAGCUUGGAUAUUGUGACCAUUGCAGUGCCUCCCGCCCUGCCCGCCGCCAUCACCACGGGAACCAUUUACGCUCAGCGCCGGCUGAAGGGCCGAGGUAUCUUCUGCAUCAGUCCUCCACGCAUCAACAUCUGUGGAAAGAUUUCACUGUUCUGCUUUGACAAGACAGGAACUCUGACAGAGGACGGUCUGGAUGUGUGGGGGGUGAUGGAAGGGGGACCCUGCGGGUUCUCGGAGCUGGUCCCGGAGCCCAGACUCCUGCCCUCCGGACACAUGCGCUCUGGCCUGGCGUGCUGUCACACGGUCACACUGUUACAGGGGCAGCCGCUCGGAGACCCGUUAGAGCUCAAGAUGGUGGAGUCUACUGGAUGGACUCUCCAGGAGCCAGAGGGAGACGGGAACGAGCUAGAUGCAGAAUUUGGAGGCCACAAAGUUUUGGCUGUUAUGAGAUCUCCGACCCAACAGGCUCAAGCGGGAUCGUCCACCAGCGAAGCAGUGGCCAUCGUUCAGAGGUUUCCCUUCUCCUCGGCCCUGCAGAGGAUGAGCGUGGUGACGGUGUCCUCCGGGGGGCGCUCCGCUCUGGCCUUCAUCAAAGGUUCCCCGGAGAUGGUGGCGAGCAUCUGCCGAGCUGAAACAGUUCCGUCUCAGUUCUCCAGCACACUGCGCAGCUUCUCCAGUGAAGGCCUCAGGGUUCUUGCACUCGCCUGUAAACCCGUGGAUGUGAAUUCAGACUUCAGGAACAUUGAACGGAGUGAAGUUGAGAAAGACAUGCACUUCCUGGGCUUGCUGAUGAUGAAGAACCUUGUUAAACCUGAGAGUGGGGAGGUCAUCAGCAUCCUGAGUCUGGCUCACAUUCGCACCGUCAUGGUGACUGGCGACAACAUUUUAACUGCAGUAAACGUUGCGAAAAGUUGUGGAAUGAUCCAGUCUGACGAGAAGGUGAUUUUUGUCACUGCAAGCCCCCACACGGCUCAGUCUCUGCCCAGCCUGCGGUUCAGCCUGGAGGACGGCGGGGCCGCCGGCGCUGAAAGCUCCGCCGGGGGAAUCAGUCAGGGUCUGUAUCAGGGCGGCUUCGGCCAUCACCUAGCAAUUAAUGGCAAGUCCUUUGCUGCCCUCUGUGACCACUUUCCUGAACAUCUUCCAAAGGUUUUGAUGCAAGCCACCAUAUUUGCACGCAUGUCCCCCGACCAGAAAACCCAGCUGGUGAAGGAGCUGCAGAAGCUGAACUAUCGCGUGGGCAUGUGUGGGGACGGGGCCAACGACUGCGGGGCCCUCAGGGCCGCCGACGUUGGGGUUUCUCUGUCUGAGGCCGAAGCUUCAAUCGCUUCCCCCUUCACCUCCAAGACGGAAAACAUCAGCUGCGUGCCGCUGCUCAUCCGAGAGGGCCGAUGUUCUCUCGUCACUUCCUUCAGUCUCUUUAGGUACAUGGCGCUGUACAGCCUCAUCCAGUUCUGCUCCGUGAUCAUAUUGAACACAGUGAAGACGACCCUGGCUGACCUGCAGUUCCUGUUUUGUGACUUGAUCCUGGUGACUCUGCUGGCCAUCGUGAUGGGGAGGGGGGGCCCGAGCGAGGACCUGCACCCCUGCAGACCCCCGGCCAGCCUGCUGGCCGUGCCCGUCUUUGGCAGCCUCUUCAUCCACACCGGCAUGAUCGCACUGGGACAGCUGGGCGCGUUCUUCAUCACCACCUCGCAGGACUGGUUUGUUCCACUCAACUCAACCGUGUUCGGAGCAGAAAACCUGCCCAACAUGGAGAACACCAGCGUGUUUGACUUGUCAGGUUUCCAGUACAUCAUCAUGGCAGUGGUGGUCACCAAGGGAUACCCUCACAAGAAACCUCUUUACCACAACGGGAUCUUCCUCUGCAUGCUGCUCGUCCACUUCUCCGUGAUGAUCUGGCUCGUGUUGGAUUCCGGGCCUUUCUUCGGCCGAUUACUCCAGCUGUUCAACAUCACUGACAUGAACUUCAAAAUGCUGCUCGUGGCUCUGGCUGCUCUCAACCUCCUCGUUUGCUUCGUUGUGGAGUUACUGAUAGAUUUGGGUAUUUUGAACUGCCUUCGGUCUCUGCGUGGGACGCGUCAAUCCAAGAAACAAUACAAACGUCUGAAGCUCCUCCUGUCCGACUCGUCGUCAUGGCCGCCCCUCAACCAAACCCUGUCCCCCAGAGAGCACAGCGUCAUCUCGCUGAGCUAGCAUUCCUCCAUCUGUCUGUCCUCCGUCAGUCACGUGACUCAGCGUUGGACAUCUGAGCCAAAGGUCCCCAACUUGAUCAACAAUGCAAAAUCCUGUUUACCUGCUGAAA
This is a messenger RNA of Cololabis saira (Pacific saury), 3715 nucleotides long. It is a transcript of the gene atp13a2, whose product is annotated as ATPase cation transporting 13A2. The transcript is spliced from 29 exons. Gene Ontology annotation, biological process: regulation of autophagosome size; autophagosome-lysosome fusion; regulation of mitochondrion organization. Gene Ontology annotation, molecular function: ATP binding; ATPase-coupled monoatomic cation transmembrane transporter activity; P-type ion transporter activity. Lineage: Eukaryota; Metazoa; Chordata; Actinopteri; Beloniformes; Belonidae. The coding region runs from base 124 to 3606 and encodes 1160 amino acids. Gene Ontology annotation, cellular component: membrane. The record is from RefSeq and is a predicted model, not a curated record.